CUCUUCUGUCCCGUCUGCGCUGUCCUGUGCCCCCCCGGACCUCUCCACUGCGCUGGAUUCAUGCUCCGCUCUCGCCUUCCUCGGUCGCCAUGCAGAACAACCACAGCAAGGAGCAUCUCUACAAGAUCCUCGUGAUCGGGGACCUCGGGGUCGGUAAGACCAGCAUCAUCAAGCGGUAUGUCCACCACAACUUCAGCCCCAACUACCGAGCCACCAUCGGGGUGGACUUCGCCCUGAAAGUCCUCAACUGGGACCAGGAGACGGUGCGCCUUCAGCUGUGGGACAUCGCAGGUCAGGAGAGGUUUGGCAACAUGACGCGCGUGUACUACCGCGAGGCCAUGGGCGCCUUCAUUGUGUUUGACGUCACAAGGCCCGCCUCCUUUGAGGCCAUCACCAAAUGGAAGGAGGACUUGGAUUCCAAACUGACACUUGCCAACGGGAAACAUGUAGCCACUGUGCUUUUGGCCAAUAAAUGCGACCAGGGCCGGGACGUGCUGACCAAUAACGGAAUAAAGAUGGACCAGUUCUGCCAGGAGAACGGCUUCGUGGGAUGGUACGAGACGUCCGCUAAGGAAAACAUCAACAUCGAUGAAGCGGCUAACUGCUUGGUGAAGCACAUCAUUGCCAGUGAGAACGACAUGCUCCAAUCAGAAGUGCCGGACACCAUCACCCCCCAGCUGGAGAAGGACAAAGGCGGGACAUGCUCCUCCUGCUUCAGGUCCCAGUAACGGCCCUCGUCAGCCGGAUGUCCUUUUAUAUCAGUUUGUCUGUGUGCAGGAGACUGAGAGAGAACCACUUUGGCGUUUUUUUUUUUUAGGAAGCAUUUACUGGUGCAAACUCUUCCCCUGUCAGGUAGCCAGUAUUCGGGGUUGUGGGGAGGAGGGAUGGGGGGGCUUAGAGGAUGACUGACAGGCAGCUGGCUCAAGAAAGGCAGAAAGAGAGAAUUAGAGAUGAAUGCAGCUGCGUGCGCUUGUCAAAGGCAAGGUUGCCCUCUGGACCAUUGCCACUUCGGUUACCAUGGAGACUAAAUUAAUGAACACAUGCACAAAAAGAAAAUCACGGUGUAUCUUUACAAGGGUACAACAUGCCUAUUUGACAUCUCUCCCUGCUUUUCUCUUCCCAUUCUGUCAGAGUUUGUCCUGUUUCUUUCUUCUCAUCCCUCUCUGACAGCGUUUGUUCUUAGUUUUUCAUUCAUUUUCAGUCAUUCGGGUUGAACAAACAGGUGGAGAGCACAUGUACUGAAAGCAAUUCAAUCUCAGUCCCGAUAACACUACAGCUACUAUUAUUCGCUAUUGUUUUGUCAGAUUUUUUCAUGGUAAUGUCCUUCCUCGUCUUACCUCGUCUGCCAGCUCAAUAAUGGCCAACAGAUUAUAUUGAUAAUUAAAGUGCCUUUUCUAAACCAUUUUAUUUACUGUCCUCAAUAGAUGUAUUCACCACAUAUUGUAUUUAUAAGUGCACUUGAAGGUUUUUAGAAUGACCUUACUUUUCAUCCCAAAAGUAGGCUUCUACUCAUUUCCAUGGUAACGCAUUUAAAAUACCAUGACAAACCAUUUAUGUUUCAAGGAAUUACUCCCCAAUGCAACACUAACGUGUAUUGUUCCAUUAAAUGGUUGUAUAUUAAACCUGAAUUCUGAAUAUUUGUAACAUUUGUAAUAAUGGAUUAAAUGCAUUUCUAUAUGAAUGUAUACAAACAUGUACAUAUUAUAUAAAAAUAUAACCAGCAUCCAGUCGUCAACAUGAAUAAACCAUAGCUUUACUAUCCUAUAUCUGAAUGUGAUUUUAUGUUAGUAACUGCACCCUAAGGUGUUUUCAAUCACGGGGGGGCUGAUUAGACCCACUAUGGUAAAGUGUGUGAGCAGUCCGGCCCCGACGCGUCCCGAUGAGAGCUCCAAUCAGGCAUCUGAAGGGAGACAUUUUAGCAUCAGUGUCCUUUUAAUGAAGUUGGGUGACUUAACAAACAUACACACACACAAAAGUAUUUACGUUGUUUUAAAGAAAGGUCCCUCCACUUUCCUUUUUUGGAGCAAUGAAAAUCCUCACAUCUCUGGGCAGUCAGUGUGUCUUGGAGUUGUGACCGGACCACAAUUGAUUAUCCCCCUUUGUUAAUUUUUUGCUUGAGCUGUUACAAAGAAUAAACAUGCCACAAAAUGUU
Molecule: messenger RNA, 2152 nt
Organism: Gasterosteus aculeatus aculeatus (three-spined stickleback)
Lineage: Eukaryota; Metazoa; Chordata; Actinopteri; Perciformes; Gasterosteidae
Gene: rab38a
Product: RAB38a, member RAS oncogene family
Biological process (GO): phagosome-lysosome fusion; endosome to lysosome transport
Cellular component (GO): trans-Golgi network; late endosome; Golgi apparatus
Molecular function (GO): GTPase activity; GTP binding
Source: RefSeq, a predicted model, not a curated record